UUGUGGCGCACUUUAGCGCACUCCAAAACAUUACGCAGAGAAUUUCGCAGCAACAAACAGAGCAGCAGCAGCAGCAGCAGCUGAAGCAAAACCUGAACACGACCUCACCUUACCUCACAGACCUCUCUAUAGCUCUCCACCACAGCAAACGAUAACGUAUUGGACAGUCUCCACGACACACGCAUCGCUCUCUCCCUCUCUCUCUCUCUCUCUCUCUCUCUCUCUCUCUCUCUCUCGUCUUCUUUUGUUUGCUCUGCAACUCUUCAAAUUUCACCAUUUUCAGCUCAAAACGAAGACCAAGAAGAACAAUGGAGGCUUUCUACAGGCUCGAAGCUUGUGGAAUAGUGUAGGGUUCAGAUUCUUCGGAAACCGUUCAGCUUCGUUCAGUUUCCCUCUCUCUCCCUCUCUCUCCCUCUCUCACUCUCACUCCGUAUUGUAUCUAUGGCCGGCCGGAGAUUGCGAUUGAACUCGUGGAACUUGGAUCCGGAGAGGAAGAGGACUGGUGGAUUGAGGACGAAGCAGGCGGGAAGAGGAUCAUGCCGUGGAAGUUAGGCGCCGGAAAUGUACGGUCUCCGGCACUGAUAUCUUGAUGUGCUUCCUCGCUCUCUGUUUCUAUUGGCUGUAAAUUUGUGGUUUUCGUCCGAUUACUGCUUUAAUUUUUUGAUUUUUGAGCUCUGAAGAAGCCGAAACUAUGGGGCUUUUGCUUAAACAAGCGCUCAAGACACUCUGCGGUUCCAAUCAGUGGGCUUAUGCUGUGUUCUGGAAGAUCGGCUGCCAAAACCCUAAACUAUUAAUUUGGGAAUGUCAUUAUGAACCAUCAAUAUGUUCUCUACCUAAACGCAUUGCUGGAACUGAAAGAGCCGAAUUACCAUUUGGAGAGUGGGAAGGCUGCUGGGUUUCUUCUGAAGUGUGUUCCUCUUCUAUUGGUAUUCAACCAGAGGAAAGAGUGUCUUCACUUAUUAAUAGAAUGAUGAUGGAUAAACCGUUUAAUAUAGUGGGCGAAGGAAUAGUGGGACGAGCUGCAUUUACAGGAAACCAUCAAUGGAUUCUGUCAAGCAAUUACACUAAAGAUGCCCAUCCACCGGAGGUCCUAAAUGAGAUGCACCACCAAUUUUCUGCUGGCAUGCAGACAGUUGCAGUUAUUCCUGUUCUUCCUCAUGGUGUUGUUCAACUUGGUUCUUCCCUGGCUAUGAUGGAGAAUAUAGGAUUCAUCAAUGAUGUGAAGAGUUCAAUCCUGCAACUAGGAUGCAUUCCUGGUGCUCUAUUAUCAGAAAACUAUGCAACAAAAGAUUUGGUUGAGAAAUCUGGAGUACCCUAUACUGCUGGUAUGCUGACACCUAUGCAUCCAGCUGGAAAUUAUAAGGUAACAGGUUCUGCUCAGAUGAUUGAUAACUAUACACAUCAAAGCAACUCAUCUCGGGCCUCAGGCCUUGUUGGCCAACUAUCUCACUCUCUUAAAGAUGUUCACAAUAAGUCUCAAACUACCGAUUCAACAUUUCAAACCCCUAACCUUACCCAAAAUCUGCCUAAAAUUCAUGAUGACCCUCAACAACCAACGGUUUCUCCAUUGAUGAAACCAAACUUUUCUUUUGACGGCCAACGAAAGGAUGGAGUUGGGGGAGCUGAAGUAAUUGCUACAAAUUCUGAUGUGUGGUUGAACCAGCUGACUCCCUCAUAUAGUUCAAGCAGGGGACUCAAAUACCCAUCUAGUUUGGGUCAAUCAGGUGCGAAUCAGGGCAGUCUAAAGUUGAUGGAACAUCAGAUCUUAUCUGGUGGUAGCAUUAGGUAUCAUCUUGAUAACAACUUUAGUGCGUCGAAUGGUAUCAUGCCUCAAUUGAGAACAAAUGGAAGUUUAAUCCUUGAUCAGAGCAAAGGUUCGAUAACUGCUUCAGUGGUUGGAGGAAGUCAAGCACAUGGUGGAUCAAGUAGUCAUUCAAAGCAAAUUUUAGUUCCUGGUUCUCCUUCAGACUCACACAGGGCAGCUGACAUCAACCUCUGUGGUGGACGUCUGUCCGGUGGUAAAUUUCAAAAGGCUGAUGAUUUCCAAACAGAAGGGGUUUCUUCAUCCAGUGUGGCAGGUCAAUCAGCUUCUCAGAACAUGCUUUCAAAAGGCUCUAACCAGAGACAGUUUUCUACCAAUGUGAAGUUUACUCAGACUGAAUUGGCCCUGAGAGAGCAACAGAUGGAUCAUGAAUUGUUUAAAGCCCUUAGCAUCCCAUUGAUUCAUCCAGAUGAACACAUGUCUUUGAGUGAGAACAUCCCUGAUAUUAUUCAUGAUGACCUUGAUUAUAAAAUUUGUAGUCCAGGAUCUGCAAAUGCUACACAUGAUGCUUGUACUCAAAUUUCAUCAGGAGCUGAUUUGUUUGAUGUUUUGGGUAUGGAUUUUAAAAAUAAGCUGUUUAAUGGCAAUUGGAAUAAAUUUCUUGCUGAUGAGAUAGGUUCAAAUACAAAAGACCUGGGUGAGAAUACUUCGACAUUUACAAAUGUGCCAGAGUUGGGUUCUGAUUAUUAUUCAGCAGGUCAAGGAAUAUCAAACAGCAGCAUUUUCUCUGGGGCAGGCGCUGACCAUCUUUUAGAUGCUGUGGUCUCUAGGGCUCAGUCUGCUGUCAAGCAGAGCUCUGAUGAUAAUGUGUCAUGUAGAACAACAUUGACAAAAAUCAGUAGCUCUUCCAUGCCUAACAGUUCUCCCACUUGUGGACGGGUUAGUAUGCCUAAUCAUGUGCAUGGGGAGACAUCAGGCCUUCCUAAGGCUAUUGGAAAAGCAGGGAUAGAAGAACCCAGUUCUUUCCAAUCUGGGUGUAGCAGGGAUGAUGUGGGGAACUAUUCCCAGACUACCUCCAUAUAUGGAUCUCAUAUAAGUUCUUGGGCUGAACAGGGUAAUACUGCGAAGCAUGAGAGUAGUGUUUCAACUGCAUAUUCUAAGAGGCCUGAUGUAAUGGGAAAAUCAAAUCGCAAAAGGCUUAAACCUGGAGAGAACCCUAGGCCAAGGCCAAAAGAUCGUCAGAAGAUCCAAGAUCGGGUCAAAGAGUUGCGGGAUAUUGUGCCAAAUGGAGCAAAAUGUAGCAUAGAUGCACUGCUUGAACGCACUAUCAAGCAUAUGCUUUUCUUGCAAAGCGUCACAAAGCAUGCUGACAAGCUAAAACAAACAGGAGAAUCUAAGAUUAUUGGCAAAGAAGGUGGACUGGUUCUAAACGACAACUUUGAUGGGGGGGCAACAUGGGCUUUUGAGGUUGGGUCACAAUCAAUGGUUUGCCCUAUCAUCGUUGAGGAUCUGAAUCCACCUCGUCAGAUGCUUGUGGAGAUGCUUUGUGAAGAACAGGGUUUCUUUUUAGAAAUUGCUGAUUUGAUCAGAGGUUUGGGUUUGACCAUCUUGAAGGGGGUGGUGGAAGCUCGGAAUGAUAAGAUAUGGGCACGCUUUGCAGUAGAGGCAAAUAGGGAUGUGACGAGGAUGGAAAUAUUUAUGUCGCUUGUUCAACUUUUGGAGCAAACUGUAAAAGGCAAUGCGUCAUCGGUAAAUGCCAUGAAGAACAGUAUGAUGGUCCAACACUCUUUUCCUCUAGCAUCCCCUAUCACUGCAACUGGUAGGCCUAGUAGUUUACAAUGAACCACUAGCUAUACAGUUUGUUGGUCUGGAAAUGUUAACCUAUACCCGAGUUCGUAGGCGCAGUAGAUUGUGAUGAGCCACUAGCUGUAGUUUGUUGGUCUGGACAUGUUCAGAGCAAGCCUAGUGUUUGCUUGCCAUGACAAACAUGCAUUCUAGACUAAGUGCUCUCUGGAGGUUCUCAUUUUGACCAAGUUUAUCUACCACAAACCAUGAUCCUCCUGACCUUUCUCACUUUUAGCGGGGUGAGAUUUGUUGUAUUAAUGAGGAACUCUGCAAAAUCGUUCUAAUGGUGUGUUUACUUUUACCUAGCUAAGAAUCCGAAUGUUUGAAUUAUUGGCCCUACUAAAAGAUUUUAGCCAGGAGGGCACUUUGGCAGUUUAUGUAGAGGCUACUGAUUGGGUAUGAUUUAUGGGCUGUAGAUUUUUGCAAAU
Molecule: messenger RNA, 4035 nt
Organism: Prunus avium (sweet cherry)
Lineage: Eukaryota; Viridiplantae; Streptophyta; Magnoliopsida; Rosales; Rosaceae
Gene: LHW
Product: transcription factor-like protein
Biological process (GO): regulation of DNA-templated transcription
Molecular function (GO): protein dimerization activity; DNA-binding transcription factor activity
Source: RefSeq, a predicted model, not a curated record